This is a messenger RNA of Neopsephotus bourkii (Bourke's parrot), 2803 nucleotides long. RefSeq names its product nuclear envelope integral membrane protein 2 (gene NEMP2). The transcript is spliced from 9 exons. The record is from RefSeq and is a predicted model, not a curated record. Bases 35 to 1396 code for a protein of 453 amino acids. Gene Ontology annotation, cellular component: nuclear envelope. NCBI's taxonomy places the organism in Eukaryota, Metazoa, Chordata, Aves, Psittaciformes, Psittacidae.
AGGCAGGGCCGAGGCGGGAGCCGGCGGCCGCCACAUGAGCCCGGCGGGGCGGCGCCCCCGGGCCCGGCUGGGGCUGCUCGGGCAGCUCCUGCCUCUCUUCCUGGCGCUGCCCGGGGGCACCGGGGAGGCGCCAGCAGCAGGUAGCAACUGUAGUUUCUUGCAGGAAAUGGAUGUCAUCCAGAAACGGGAUGAAAGCUGCUACUGCUAUGUGCAGAACAGAACCAUUCACUUACAGUAUGUUUGGUCAACUCUUCGGGUAAAAGUUAACAGCAGAGAAAUGUUCAGGUUUGAGCCCAUUUCACAGAACAGCAACUGUCGUAAUUCAGAAACUGUUUUUGAGUUCGCUGCAUGUGCUGUUCAAGUCUUCUGGAAACCAGAGACAGCUACAGAAACCAGAGUAAGCAUAAAACAAUAUGGAGAGGAUAUUUGCUUCAAAAUACAGCCCCUGAAAACCGAACCAUACAUUGUCAGUGUGAAACGAGAAAUGCUAGAUGGAAAGCUCUUGUUUUUGUUUAUUGCUGGAAUUUUUCUGUUCCAUUUUGCAACCAGCCUGAGCCGGAAUACCAAGUUCUUUUACCUCUGUGGAAUAAUACUGGGUGUUCUUGCUCUGCUAGUCUUUGUCCUGUUGAUACUUAAAAGGUUUAUUCCAAGGCACAGCACCUUCUGGAUCUUAAUGAGUGGCUGCUGGAUGUCCUCUCUGUAUUUUAUUUACUGCUUCAAAGAGAAUAUGCAGUGGUUGUGGUCUGAACACAGAAACUACUUGUUGGGGUAUUUUCUGGCUGUUGGAAUGACCAGCUUUGCUGCUUGCUAUCAGCACGGACCUCCUACCACUGAUCUGAGCAUAUCCUUGUUUGCAUGGACGCUGCAGUUAACAGCCUUUGUCUUGAUUUACUGUGGAGUCACCAUACCUCAAGUUGCAUAUGCAGUAAUAGUAGUCAGCCUCUGUUCAAAGGGCCUGUGUUACCCCCUGGGUGCUGCGUGUCACAUAGGCAGAAAAAUGAAGAACCACUUUAUAUCAAAAAAGUUAGUGUUUAAACACCUUACUGAAGAGGAAUACCGAGAACAAGGUGAAACAGAAACUAUCAGAGCUCUGGAGGAGCUACGCUUAUUCUGCAGAAAUCGUGAUUUCCCAUCAUGGUUAGCUGUAUCCAAACUCCAGUCCCCACACAGGUUUGCAGACUUCGUUCUGGGAUCUCCCCACAUCUCACCUGCAGAAACAAGGGUGCAUGAGGAGGAAUAUGGCAUUGGGAGCUUCUUCCUGGAAGAGCAGCUCUUUGAGACAGGGACAGAAUCUGAGCAAGAUGAUCCAACCAAUUCCAUCCACGAAGGAGAUGAUGCGGAUGAAGAUGAAAUGCAUAAGCAGAUUUCAUUUCCAUAUGCUACUGAGUUGCUCUGAGCUUUGGGAAAUAUCAGGAUGGAAAAUGUGUUCACCCUAGACAGAAAGGAUACACAGCGAGAACUCAAGCUUGGUGAUUUCUUUUGGUUGCUGGUGGGCACAGGGAUUUUCUGAAAACACAGUUUCCUCUAUCACUGAUGUUGCAUGAUCAGAGCAACAGAAGUAAAUCAUAGGGACUGUUCAAGUGAAAAGGAUCCUCAUGCUACUGGUACUUUAACUGGGGAAGUAAGCAUUGCUUAUUUCCAAAGCGAGUACUGGCAGCAGCCUGUCCCAGCAGGAUGCCUUGUUGUGCCAAGGCUACUACCUCUAGAAAAUUGUAUCUGUUUUGGUCCUUUUCACUGUCAAGUCCUCUGUGCUGAACACUACAGGGAGAAGCCAUUAUUAAUACUCUUAAGUACCCUAUGGCGUCAACAAUUAUCAUAAUGCUGUUAAUGUGCUGAUAAACUGUGUUUAUUGCUUGUGAGGAUUUUCAGUGCUAAAGAUGAAGUUAAUACAGCUGAAUGAGGUUUGUUUGCUCUUCUGGCUGGGCUUACUGCACAUUAGCUUCAUUUUGCCUCUCCACAUUUGUUUUAAACUCCCCUAACUCUUCAGAACCCUGCCUGACUUUUCACCCUCUGCUUGUGUUGUUCUGUUCUUGGACUCUGCUCUACUUACAUUGUACUUUCCAUGUCUUUGCUUCUUUUUCACGUUAACACUCCUCUGUCUUCAGCAGGUCCCUCUGCAGAACCUUUCUUUACUCCUCUGUUUCUCCAUCUGACAACUGCAGGUGACUUAGAAGAGGAUUUCCAUCCCCAGAUGUAUUUUUACUGUUGCCUUACCUCGGACGGGUGCUGACGUCCAUUCCAGACCAAUCAGUGGCACAGAAAAGACAACAAAGGCUGAGGCUGUUUUCAGCUGCCCGAAAGAACUGCUGUCAGCACAGCUGGAGCGAUGCUGUAACCGUGUAACUAGGAAUACAGAUAACCCACAUAGAGCUCCACUGUCCUGGGAAUACACAGCCGUUUACUCAUUCAGUAAAAAGCAGAAAGUAAUUUCUGGCAAAACAAGGAGGGAGGGAUACCUGGCUUCUACCUCCUCUUCUUCAGCCUUCAGUUUGGGACUUAACACAGGAGGUGUGUGGGGAGGAAAAGUAAAGAACAGGCAGAAAAAUUCAGACUGUCAAGUAUCUGUCAACUUACGUAUUACACAAUCCCAGGCCAGGGAGUAGGUCAUGUCCCUUCAGUUCACCCACCUGCAGAAGUCAUUUCCUUCUUUUGUUCUUUAAACUAUCUCUGUAUUCUUCUGUCCUCACCUUUUUUUUUUACUUUACUGUCUUCCAAACUGCAGAAAACAAAAGACCAUUGAUGUGUCACCAUCUGAUCUUCCAAACCCAAAAGGAGUUGCCAAGUGGUGGGAAAGGAGUCAGCU